GUGACAGAUGGUGAAAGUUCGGUCUUCAAGUGAAACUAAUUAAAGAUUAAGAGUACAGAGUGCAUCAGGUGUUGGAGAUAAUGUCUGAUUCGGGCCAGGACUACCUUCAUCCCCAGUCACCAGUCUCACCUGCACAGCAGCCUACCUGGCCUAGACACCAGAAGUCAGGUGUGAAGUACACCAAACGAUUUGACUCAGGAGUGGCUGACAUAGAUUCAGAGGACGGAGAAAUCUCAUUGCGCCCCAUGGCAGCCCAGAGAGUACCCUACGGACGGGUGUCCGAGUAUGACUACGCUGCUAGGGGCAGCCACUUGUAUGAAGAUCUCCCAAUCAAAUAUGCCCCUGCAUCAGAAGAGUCAUUAACCAGGGAGAAGUCUCCCCCUGAGGCUCACCAGCAAUCCUCCUGGCCCAGUACUGUCAGUACUGCUAACAGCCAGGCUAACAUUGUCAACAACAACACAGAGGCCAGAAAGCGGCACAACCCCUUAUAUGAUGCAAUACAGACGAAGUACCCUAACCCUCCAGCCCCUGCUCCUGAGAGCGAGUCUGUCCACAAGCUGUCUCAGCAGAAGGUCAUGUUCAUCUGUGUCUUUGCUGUCAUCGCCCUCAUCAUCGCUGUCAUCUCCCUGUGUUUAGCCAUCUACAUGCUCGUCACAUUACCACCAGACAGAUACGCUGAGGAAAAGGAAGCUCAUUUAGCAAGAUACUCUCAGUUGAAGUCUGAAUACGAAGAUCUGUCCGAAAAAUACUCUGAGCUGGCAAGCAUGCUGAGCUAUGACCCAGCCGAGGGCAACAGUUCAGAUGUAUCUCUGGCCACCAAAGUGGCUAGGAAUAAGAUGAGCAUUCAGAAAAUCACUGACAAUGUAACAGUACAGCAAAGGGCUGUGGACAGUCUUAAAACUCAGAUGUAG
Messenger RNA from Liolophura sinensis, 911 nucleotides. RefSeq lists its product as uncharacterized. Bases 81 to 911 code for a protein of 276 amino acids. The transcript is spliced from 9 exons. NCBI's taxonomy places the organism in Eukaryota, Metazoa, Mollusca, Polyplacophora, Chitonida, Chitonidae. The record is from RefSeq and is a predicted model, not a curated record.